AUGUCCCCCCUCCAGGAGGCCCUGUUUGGCCAUAGGACAAUGAUGAAGACUGGAAUUGCAUGCCUUAUGAUGUCAGCCAAGUUCAGAAUGUUUACCUUCUGGAAAAUCCGCUGCCUCUGGGACAGGAGCCAGGCUGGCCUACAGCGUCUAAAUAUGGACAACUUCUCUCUCCUGAGCAUCUCAGGGCCUCGCCUCUGCUCCUCGACCCUGAGCACCUUCCCCGACAUUAUGUCUUCACGGGCCACCAGCCUGCCAGAUAUCGCCAGGAUGGCACCCUCCAUGGAGGUAUGCAGCCAUGCGCAGGCCCCUGCCCAGCACUCUAGCAGCAUGUUCCGCCAUGGGGUGUACAAUGCCGUGGUCUCAUCAGACUGCCUCUUGGGGGACAUGCCCAGUGGGGAGCAGCUGCGGCGGAGCUGCACCAUCUACCGGCCCUGGUUCUCGCCGUACAGCUACUUUGUGUGCUCAGAAAAGGACAGCCAGCUGGAGAUGGCUGGCAGUGGCGGUGGUGGGGGCCCAGAGGCCGCUGGCCAGGGGGACAGCUGGCUCCCCGAGGACCUGGCAGAGAGCCUGUGCUCAUCCUCGUCCUCCUCAGAGCACGCAAGCCCCCGGGAUGCACCCCUGAUAGCCCGGCCGGACUGUAUCAGCUCGCAAGACCUGCUGGUGGCCUGCCGCUGGCACAUGGCCCAACAGAGUGGCUACAAGUGCGCAGCCUGCUGCCGCAUGUACCCCACGCUGCACUCGCUCAAGAGCCACGUGCGCGCAGGCUUCCGUGAGGGCUUCAGCUGCCGUGUGUACUACCGCAAGCUCAAAGCGCUUUGGGGCAGGGACAGGGCCUGGCCGGGGGACAGGCUGGCUGCCCUAGACUAUCAGGCCUCCAAUUAGCCAACAGCAGGGCUUGGAAAGGUGGGGAGCCCUGGUUAUACAUCUUUAGAGAGAGGUCAAUAAAUGCACUUAAGCUCAA
This is a messenger RNA of Erinaceus europaeus (western European hedgehog), 961 nucleotides long. It is a transcript of the gene SPATA46, whose product is annotated as spermatogenesis associated 46. Gene Ontology annotation, biological process: fertilization. The record is from RefSeq and is a predicted model, not a curated record. The coding region runs from base 1 to 882 and encodes 293 amino acids. The transcript is spliced from 3 exons. Gene Ontology annotation, cellular component: nuclear membrane. NCBI's taxonomy places the organism in Eukaryota, Metazoa, Chordata, Mammalia, Eulipotyphla, Erinaceidae.